Messenger RNA from Apodemus sylvaticus (European woodmouse), 9014 nucleotides. It is a transcript of the gene Znf106, whose product is annotated as zinc finger protein 106. Lineage: Eukaryota; Metazoa; Chordata; Mammalia; Rodentia; Muridae. Gene Ontology annotation, molecular function: SH3 domain binding; RNA binding. Gene Ontology annotation, cellular component: cytosol; membrane. Bases 269 to 5932 code for a protein of 1887 amino acids. The transcript has 23 exons. The record is from RefSeq and is a predicted model, not a curated record.
GCGAUGUUGGUGGCGGCGGCGGCGGCGGCGGCGGCGGCGGCGUCAGUGCCCGGCGGGGAGUGCCCAGGCCGCCGCCGGACCGGAGGCUAAGGGGGCGUCUGGGAGCUCCCUCGCCGGGCCCUCGGCGGCCGGAUGGCGUAAGAAGGACGGGCUGUGAGUCACUUUUCACAUGAGGCACUGAGAUACUAAUAGUGAUUUGUUGAAGUUUUCAUGCUGUGGAGCUAGUAAACAUCUAAGGUUGACAUUGAGUGCUUCAGAUCUGGUCACUAUGGUACGAGAACGAAAAUGCAUAUUGUGCCACAUCGUGUACGGCUCAAAAAAGGAGAUGGAUGAACACAUGCGAAGCAUGUUGCAUCACAGGGAACUUGAGAACCUGAAGGGCAGGGACAGUAGUCAUGAGUGUCGAGUGUGCCGGGUCACAGAAGUGGGUCUGUCUGCAUAUGCAAAGCACAUUUCUGGCCAGUUGCACAAAGAUAAUGUUGAUGCCCAAGAAAGAGAAGAUGAUGGAAAGGAAGAGGAAGAGGAAGAUUAUUUUGAUAAGGAACUUGUUCAGUUAAUACAAGAAAGAAAAGAACAAAGUCGACAAGAUGAACCUUCCAGUAACAGCCAAGAAGUAAACUCAGAUGACAGGCAACCCCAGUGGAGACGAGAAGACCGAAUCCCUUACCAAGACAGAGAGAGCUAUAACCAACCAGCAAGGCACCAUCGUGGGCCUCCACCGAGAGACUGGAAAUGGGAAAAGGAUGGCUUUAAUAAUACUCGAAAAAACAGCUUUCCACAUUCUUUGAGGAAUAGUGGUGGACCAAGAGGAAGCUCUGGCUGGCAUAAAGGUGCUACAAGAGGCUCUUCAGCUUGGUUCCAUAAUCACAGUAAUGCUGGAGGAGGCUGGCAUUCAAACAGUGGGAUGGUAGAUUGGAAUUAUAACAGCACAGGAAGGAAUUCCAGUUGGCAUUCUGAAGGAACAGGUGGCUUUCCCAGCUGGCACAUGAACAACAGUAACGGAAACUGGAAAUCCAGCGUACGUAGUACAAAUAGCUGGAAUUACAAUGGCCCUGGAGCCAAAUUUCAACAAGGUAGAAACAGAAAUUCUAACUAUCAAAUGGAAGACAUGACCAAGAUGUGGAACAAGAAAUCUAAUAAGCCAAGCAAGUACAGUCAGGAGAGAUGCAAGUGGCAGCGGCAGGACAGGGACAAAGCCGCCAAGUAUACGAGUCCUCCCGAAGGAUACGCAAGUGACACAUUUCCUUCAGAAGGCUUACUCGAGUUCAAUUUUGAGCAGCGAGAAAGUCAAGCCACUAAACAGACAGAAACGGCAGCCUCCAAAAUUAAAGGAAAAAAUGGCACCAAACCAAGGGAAAAGUUCCGCCGCUGGACACCUUAUCCUUCCCAGAAGACUCCAGAUUUACAGUCAGCCCUGAAAGAAAUCAUUGGCAACAAGUCAGAAACGCUAGAUAAGCCUCUCUUUAAUUUUAGCUUAAUAACCGCAGGACUGCGCAAACCAGUUGAUAAAACAAGUAAUCCCUCAGUGCUAAAAACACAAAAGGAAGUACAUCCUGGAUCUCCCAGUCACAAAGCCAUUUCUGAUGGCACUGCUUUCUGUGAGGCGGCACGAGCUUGCCCCAUUACUGAGCAAUCUGAACCACAUCAGAAGUCAAAUAAGAUUCCAUUACUGAAAUCCCCACUCCUUCCACUUCCAACCCCUAAACCAGGUCCUCAUAAACAUAAUUUGAAGAACCGCUCAAAAAAUAGUGAGACAAGAUCCUUUCCUUCUGGAGAUCAGUCACAUCUGAACAAAUCUACUUUAGAAGGUAACCAUGGUUCUUCCUUCACAUCCAGAUCAUGUGCAUUAAAGGGGAAUAAAACUGGAUCAGGCACUCAAAAAGAACCUGACGAGAAGUUAAGUAGUACAUCACAGAAAGCCCAAGAGGUAUCCCAGUAUCCCAAAACACUGCAAAAUCCACUCCUUAGCACACCCAAAAGGAUGGAGAGCCAUGCAAAAGAAAGUAGUGUAGAAGAGUCUACAAAAGACUCUGUGAACAGUGAGUCUCAGUCACACUCAGCUGAAAACAGUGGCGUGACAUCUGAUGCAGAAAACUGUGGCAUAAAAAGUGAAGGUGUGGCUUCGCCAAGCACAGAGGCUGUGUCCUGCAGCACUCACACUGUGGAUAAGGAACAAGGGAGCCAGACCCUAGGAACAUCUGAGAGCCUUUCCACCUCCCCACAUGAUUCCACACUUCACCAGAAAGAGGCUGAGUUACAAGUGACAGCAGCAAGCAGUCCACAUUCUGGCUUACUGCUAGACUUGAAGACCUCUCUGGAAGAUGCACAGGAUAGCAACCUUGUUAAAUCUGAUGGACCUUUUGAAACAGAGAGCUUUGAGGGUACUGGCUUGGAUGCAGAGCUUCAAAAAACUGAUAUCAAUAAUCAGCCUCCAGGCACACUCCUACCUGAACUAAGUAAACUUGGUUUUCCUGCCUCGCUCCAGAGAGAUCUAAGCCGGCACAUUAGUUUGAAAACUAAAACAGGAACACAUCUCCCAGAGCCAAACCUCAAUAGUGCUCGACGAAUUCGCAAUGUUAGUGGCCAUAGAAAGAAUGAAACAGAGAAGGAAUCUGGGCUUAAGCCAACCCUACGACAGAUUCUAAAUGCAUCAAGGAGAAAUGUCAACUGGGAACAGGUCAUUCAGCAAGUAUCCAGGAAAAAGCAAGAGCUGGGCAAAGGCUUACCCAGGUUUGGCAUAGAAAUGGUACCUUUGGUUCAAAAUGAACAGGAAGUCUUGGAUUUAGAUGAAGAGCCUGAUCGGUCCAGUCUGGAAGGAUUCCAGUGGGAAGGUGUUUCCAUUCCCUCAUCCUCUGGCUUGGCAAGAAAGCGAAGUCUUUCUGAAAGCAGCGUGGUCAUGGACAGGGCUCCUAUUUAUAGCUUUUUUACUGGGGAAGGUACUGGCAAAGAAAAUGAAGCCCAGCAGAGUCCUUCGCCUGCUAUUGCAUUGAGUACUGCCCAGAGUCAGAAGGCAGCCAUGUAUCUUGAACAGGAAGUGGCACCUCUAACUCCCUCUGUCAGAACAGGUGAAAGGGUUGGAAACAUUCCUACCCAGCGGCGACAUAGUGCACAGUUACCAUCUGAUCACAUAAUGCCUUUCAUGCAUUCAGCCAGAGACCUGAACAGCCAGGAGAGGUCUAUCCCACUCUCAGAGCGCCACUCCCAGGAGAGCACUGGAGAAGGAAACUCACUCUCAUCAAAUGCAUCUUCAGGUCCUACAAUCUCCAGCUUAGCAGAUGCAGCCACUGACAGCAGCUGUACCUCUGGUGCUGAACAAAAUGAUGGUCACAGUAUUAGAAAGAAGCGAAGAGCCACUGGGGAUGGAUCUUCCCCUGAACUACCAAGUCUUGAGAGGAAAAAUAAAAGAAGGAAAAUUAAAGGAAAGAAAGAACGUUCUCAGGUUGACCAGCUAUUGAAUAUUUCCUUAAGAGAGGAAGAGCUGAGCAAGUCUCUACAGUGCAUGGACAACAAGCUCCUGCAGGCACGGGCAGCCCUCCAGACUGCUUACAUUGAAGUCCAGCGACUGCUCAUGCUGAAGCAGCAGAUAACUGUGGAGAUGAGUGCUCUGAGGACUCACAGAAUACAGAUUCUGCAAGGACUACAAGAAACAUACGAACCUUCUGAGCACCCAGACCAGACUCCGUAUAGCCUCAUAGCACGAGAACAAAGGAACAGCCAAUUUCAGGCAUCUGUUGGGACAGCUCUGCUGCCUGCACCCUUUUCCCUAGGGUUUCUGGAUCCAGCUCCCUCCCAUACAUCUCUACCAUCCUCUGAAACCCCUCUCCAAAUAACCACUUGUACUUUCCAAGCCCAUGGUACUGCCCCUGAUUCAUCGGUUCAGAUUAAACAAGAGCCCAUGUCUCCUGAACAAGAGGGGAAUAUGAACGCUGUGCCACAAGGCUGUGCUUCCAAUGUGUCCAAGGAAUUACUGCAAACUAAUAGAGUGGUCAGUGACGGCUGUCCAGUUUACCCAGCCAUCCCUGCAGUGAUAACAUCAGAGUCAACAGAAAUUUGCCAGGAGGUUAACCAAGAUCUGAAUUUUUCUGUGGAGCAAGAAAAUUCAAGAAGCAGAGAAAACUCUCCCUCUUGCCAGUCUCCUGGUCUUCUUGGCACAAACAAAGGUGAAGAGUCAGCCAAAGGCAGCAGUGGAUCUGAAGCCUGUAGCAGUUCUUUUCUAAGAUUGUCUUUCACUCCCGAAACUCCUGCAGAGAAGGAAACUCAGUCUCCAGCCGACCAACCUGAGCAGCAGGCAGAAUCCACACUGGCAUCAGCAGAAACUAGAGGUAGCAAGAAGAAGAAGAAACUUCGGAAGAAGAAGACCCUUCGGGCUGCCCAUGUUCCUGAGAACAGCGACACUGAACAGGAUGUGUUCACUGCUAAGCCUGUGAGAAAGGUCAAAACUGGAAAGGCAGCUAAAGGGGGGAAAGUGACGACCUCUACCUGGGGAGACAGCCAGACUGGUCGUGAGCAAGAAACUGCCAGAGAUGAGCCAGACAGUGAGUCCUCCCUAGAAGUCUUAGAAGUCCCAAAUCCUCAGUUAGAAGUCGUUGCCAUUGAUACCUCUGAAUCUGGAGAAGAGAAACCAGAUAGCCCAUCGAAAAAAGAUACCCGGAUCGCUGCAGAACAGAAGCCAACAGAAGCUUCUCGUUCUGGUUGUGAUGAGGUUAGCUCUACCAGUGAGCUUGGUACCCGCUACAAGGAUGGCAUUCCUGUGAGUGUGGCAGAAACCCAGACAGUGAUCUCCUCCAUCAAAGCAUCUAAGAACUCUUCAGAAAUGUCUUCAGAGCCAGGCGACGAUGAUGAGCCUACAGAAGGAAGCUUUGAAGGACAUCAGGCUGCAGUGAAUGCAAUUCAGAUAUUUGGAAACUUACUAUAUACUUGUUCAGCAGACACGACUGUCCGGGUUUAUAAUCUGGUGAGUCGAAAGUGUGUUGGUGUCUUUGAGGGACACAUUUCCAAAGUGAACUGCCUUCUUGUCACUCACACCUCUGGGAAGAGUUCUGUCCUCUACACAGGUUCCAGUGACCACACCAUCCGCUGUUAUAACGUUAAGACCCGAGAAUGCAUGGAACAGUUACAGUUGGAAGACCGGGUCCUCUGCCUUCAUAACAGAUGGCGAACCCUCUAUGCUGGACUAGCAAACGGCACUGUGGUCACAUUCAACAUAAAGAACAACAAGCAACAGGAAAUCUUUGAAUGCCAUGGCCCUCGAGCAGUCAGCUGCCUCGCCACAGCUCAGGAAGGUGCCCGAAAACUGCUGGUUGUAGGAUCUUAUGACUGCACCAUUAGUGUUCGUGAUGCAAGGAAUGGACUGCUGCUCAGAACCCUGGAGGGCCACAGCAAGACUGUGCUCUGCAUGAAGGUGGUGAACGACCUUGUGUUCAGUGGCUCCAGUGACCAGUCAGUGCAUGCUCACAACAUUCAUACUGGUGAGCUUGUGCGAAUUUAUAAAGGCCACAACCAUGCAGUGACUGUGGUGAAUAUUCUGGGGAAAGUGAUGGUGACUGCUUGCCUGGACAAAUUUGUUCGUGUCUAUGAAUUACAGUCCCAUGAUCGACUGCAAGUUUAUGGAGGGCACAAAGACAUGAUUAUGUGUAUGACCAUCCAUAAAAGUGUGAUUUACACUGGCUGUUAUGAUGGUAGCAUCCAGGCUGUGAGGCUGAAUCUGAUGCAGAAUUACCGCUGUUGGUGGCAUGGCUGCACUCUGAUAUUUGGCGUUGUGGAUCACUUGAAACAACACUUGCUGACCGACCACACCAAUCCCAACUUCCAGACGCUGAAGUGUCGCUGGAAGAACUGCGAUGCUUUUUUCACAGCCAGAAAAGGAUCCAAGCAGGAUGCUAUAGGACAUAUAGAACGCCACGCUGAAGAUGACAGCAAAAUAGAUUCAUGAAGUUUUGCCUCCCAUGUUGGGAAGUCAUUAGUGAAGGGUUCUCCCAUGGGCCUUUCAGUGUCCUUCUCCAGGCCCCUGUCUGUCCUCCAGCAGAACUGGGAGGGAAGAAGUGGUUCACAGCCAGACCCACCACUAGCAAAGUGUGAGCAGUCUGAGGAUAGGCUACGCACAACUCAGGUCUGCUCUAGAGCCAUUUCUAAGGAACCUACUCUUCCGGAACAAAUGGCAUACAGUGUUUUAUAUUACUAGACUAUAGGUGUUUAUUAAAGAAGCAGAUUUUAAUUAGUUACCCAGUUGGAUCCUAAUCAUACAUAUAUUUUAUUGAUUCAGUCUGUGAUUUCUGCUUUAUGUUCUUAUGAUGGCUUAUGAGAAAAUUUUCGGGAUCAGUUUUAAUUCUUCCUUUUGAAAUAACUGGGUAUUUAAAUUUAAAGCAUUUUUUUUAAAAAUAAUUAUGUGCAGUGUCUCACUAUUGAUAUAGCUGAACAAAGCUGGCUGUGAGUGUGACGGGAAACACGGAAGUGUCCGAAACGCCUGCUGCCCUGCUUGCUGUAUCUUAGAAUUCAGACUCUCAGUGUCCAUGAUGAAAAGAAGUCCCUGAACACAGUACUUCCCAGUAAUCCCUCCAGAGUGCUCAGUGUGGCAGCUUCUGCGCGUCUGCACUCCCUGGCUGCUUAGACCGAAGGCAGAUAACCUUUAUUCCCUUUCUAGCUCUGGCUCUUAGAGCCUCAUGAAGUGUUGACACUUUUGGGUUGCUCCGCUGCCAGCCCCCAUCUUUCCUACUGUCUUGCUGUGCCUAGAGCAGUGGCACACCGGGCUUCCAGCGGCUCCCAGCCCACCCACGGCAUCCUAGGUAGGGGAGCUGGAAGAAGCAUCUGGAGUCAGUUGAUCGAGCAGCAGGCAGGACUCUAAAGGUGGAGCUAGUGAAGCCAGUGCCUGUCUCCAUUUCUUUGCCAGCUGUGGAGUGGAAUGUGGCGGUGGCAAAGGGAAAAGCUGCCAUUGUGAGUGCCCAUCUCAGCAGGUCUUAGCCGAUUGCUUUGUUCUGGGAUUGUAGCCUCUUUUUUUUUUUUUUUUUUUUUUUUGUCCCUGGCAUGAUCAAACCUCCCUAGGCUCUACCAGGAAUUCUUACUGGACUCAGAAAUGUUAAGAACUAAUCUAGGAGCCGAUUCUAGUUUAUGUGUGGCCUAUUCUGUGGGAAAAUUUUUCCUGACCCCAUGGCUUAGAUGUGGCGAGAACCAUCGUGUGAUGCAGAGGAGAUACUGACAGCGUAGUUCUGAGGUUAAGAGCCCUUUUCUACUUCUUGCCUCCACUUUCUGCAGCGGAGCCACACUUUGGGGGCUUUGGGAAGUGAUUUCUUAGGAGAUUUCUUAGGAGAGUUCACUUGAGUUCAUUGCUAGCCCUGCAUCAUUCCCUGGGGUGGUAUGUUAAGGAAGCUCAAGUUCCCUGUUCACCAAAGGGAAUAUGCAAGAUGAUGCGAUGGUGGGUGGACCUUAUGCAGCAAGGAAGAAGAACGUAAGGUGUUGACUGAAGUGAGGAAAGUUUGAGGGCAUGCAGACUGAUAGGAGUAUACAGCCUGCUUAGCCCUGUGUGCGUGCCUGGGCACCUGCACUUGGGUUUCCUUGCUUCGCAGGGGUUUUCUUGGAAGCAGUGUGAUAAGUUCAAGCACAGGUGGAAUUGUUCUUGACAUUGGGUCACUGUUCCCCAGGUCUAGUGUGUUCUGAAAAUGAAGAACCGAGUGUCUUGGCUCCUUAACAGAAGCUCCUGUAGGAGGCAGAACUGUGCUUGCUUCUGAGGUCAUUCAUGAUCCGCCUCCAGUUCCCCUCAGAAGGGGCAGCUCUGUCUGUGCUGUCUUUUGUUUGAUUUUUUUUGUUGAAGGAAGGAAAAUAACUAACAACCUGACAAAACCCAAGACAUUUCUUAUAAGUUACUUAAAGGUUAUUUUUAAUGUUGAUUUUUUUUAAACAAUUCUUUAUGUUGAUUGCAACAGCUCAAAGCAAAGAAAAUCUUUUAAAAUUUCUUUUGUGUGUAUUUUCAGUUCUAAUAAAAUACCAGGCACUUUCAAUUAUUUUGAAAGUUUUUACAUAGGUUCAAAACAUAUUUUGGCACACUUUGCUAGUCUGUAAACAGUGCAAAUAAAAAAAGGAGCAAUAUGUCCUGACAUGAGCUUGAGACGUCCCUGUUAGCAUUUACGCUUGUUGCCAUCGUGAAGGAAAUGGUUUUCCUGGGAGUUAGCAGUUGAAGGUUUGAACUCAUGAACACAGAAGGGUCCAAGGCAACACUUUUAUGGGUGAAGUGAUUGUUGCCAGCAAAGGUUUUGUUGGGUUUUUUUUUUUUUGGUUUUUGUUUUUUUUUUGGUUUUUGUUUUGAUUUUUGUUGUUUUGGUAGAUGAUCAUGGCACAGCUUGAGGACAUGGGCAUGUGGCUGAGUUGCUGAGUGUAGGUGCACACACUUAAAGAAUGACACAGUGUUCUAGGGAAGAUAAUUUGGUAAGGAGGAAAUACAUUGUAAAGUGGGGUUUGAACAGUAAGUGGGUUUGCUUAUAUUCGCAUAUGCUUACUUAACAAAUUUGUUCCUAUUGCUUCAAGGAGAGUUCUAGAAUUACUAUACAGACUGUACUUGCCAUUGUCCCACUUGUGGAGGUUUCACCCGGGUCCUGUCAUUGAGAGCCUUGGGUUUGAGAGAGUUGGUCUGAUAGGAAGGAGGAAGCUGUGGUGGGUCUCUCUGGGUUCCAGAUGCAAAUGGGUAGGAAACCUUGUGUAAACCAAACCUACCAUUUACCUCGACUUCACCUCCAACUCCAAGGACAUGGCCUGGACUGGCCCAGACCAGCUCAGACCAGCCCAGGAGUAGCUCAGUGGAGACAGAGAGUGGAGAAGGAAAGGCUGAGGAGGGCGGUAGAUGCCCAGAGCUACCUUGAACAUUGGUUUUUCAAUAUGGAUUAGAAGAAUGUCAGGUGACAUUUGACUGCAAAGAUAUUUCUAAACAGCCUUCUUACAUUUUGGUAUAAAAGCUGUGAACUUCCUAACUUUGUAAGUGAGAUAUAAAGCAAAUACAAAAAGAAAAUAAAGUACUUUUACUAAGUGUU